This is a messenger RNA of Plenodomus lingam JN3, 207 nucleotides long. RefSeq lists its product as uncharacterized. The record is from RefSeq and is a predicted model, not a curated record. Lineage: Eukaryota; Fungi; Ascomycota; Dothideomycetes; Pleosporales; Leptosphaeriaceae.
AUGUCGGGGUUGGAGCUGGCUAGUGAGCUGAGAAUUUUUUGCUUGGACAUUGCGUUGAUCAUGUGCGUCAAGCGCGAGGCGAAGACGAGAAAGAAAGAGAGAGAGAGAGAGAGAGAUGAUGAUGAUGAUGGCGAACGGGGCAGGAUGGCGGGCUGGGUUGGAGUCUACGGUACUGUAGGCCGUGACAACACAGUCGGAGGAAUCUAA